Molecule: messenger RNA, 3603 nt
Organism: Podospora pseudopauciseta
Lineage: Eukaryota; Fungi; Ascomycota; Sordariomycetes; Sordariales; Podosporaceae
Exons: 3
Coding region: 1824-3599 (591 amino acids)
Biological process (GO): adenine transport; transmembrane transport; guanine transport
Cellular component (GO): plasma membrane
Molecular function (GO): purine nucleobase transmembrane transporter activity
Source: RefSeq, a predicted model, not a curated record
CGAAGGAAAGCGAAGAUCUCGGCAUUGUGUUUGAACGCAGGUCUCGGCAUUGAGGGUUUGUGCUCCGCCCCGGUGGAAAGCGGGAAGGCCGGGAAAAGGAAGGCCGGGUGGUCCCGGUUUGCGGGGGUGACGGCCGGGAUGGAUUGCCCGGUUGGUCGGGGCCAGCAGCACGUGUUGGGAAGGAAAAACGGUGGUUUUGUAUUCGACCGGUCGAGAACACGUUAUGGGCAUGAGAUGAAAUGGGUUUAAGAGUUUGGCUGUUUCGCAGUACCUACCGCCCUGUUUGGGGUGGUCAAAUACGGCAGCAGCCGGUGAUAAGGUUGUGGUGAGGUGGUGAGAUGGUGAGAUAGAUAGAUAGAUGGUGGGGGGCCAGCUCCGGAGGAGGAGCGAGAGACUCGAGACCCCAGGUGUGGAAAUCGUUGGGUCGUUGGGGGCAAUGGUUGGCUUCAGAGUGACAGUUCUCCAGCGUCCGUCUCUCUCCCCGCAAUGUCAUCACGAUAUAAGGGCUGUCUAGUCGCAUUCCUCAGUCCAUGUCAAAACCACUUCUGCAUCUGAUGAUGGCCCAAAAGGAAGAAAGACAUGCAAGAGAAGCUUUGGAGCUCUUGGCCCACCCGCUAGGUCCCGUUUUAGGACGCUCGCCCGACCGAGGCACCGUUUAUCUUGGCCGCCGCCUCCCCAAAGAUAGGCGUUCCCCGCUUUCAACUUCUGGCACUACCGCACAUCAGGAAUGAGGCCAGACAGGAUCAGGCCGUUCAUCCGUCUUCGUAGGGGUCAUUGCCACCCAAUGACGGACGGCCUGUUACUUGAUAGGAAAACUUAAUUGUAUUCCUAGAGUGCUCCCGGAUCGGAUGACCGUGUUCGUAGCGCCGCCGUCAUCGCAAAAGUCUCAAGAGAUGUGUGGUGGGUGGCAGAGAUGGAAAAGAUCUCGAAAAGAAAAAAAAAAAAAUUCCAUAGCGGGUGGAGACGGCCGGCUUUUACACGGUGGAUAUCGCCGCCGUCACACAACUUCGCACCGCUUCGGAAGCCUCCUUUUUUUUUUCUUUCUUUUUUCCUCUCUUCUUUUCUCGCGCAACACCGCAGGAGACACAGAAACCAGCCUCUUGGGGGCUGAUACACUCCGAAUCCAAAAGUGCUGGGCAAUGGGAGUGGGGGAACAGCUACUGGAAAGAUACGGUACCACCCACACCUGCGGGCGGAAGCUGCAUGUUCGCAUGGCAUUGGCGCCGCCGUCACCAAUCCUGCAUCUCAUCCCCACUACGCCAAGCCUAUCGAGACAUCAUGUUCCAUGUUUCCCAGGCAAGCUCGCCCCGGUGAGGGUGGCGGGACCUGAGCCGUGAUGCGUAGCGAGAGAGAUGGAUGGAUGGGCAACCCUCCAAGUUGCCCUAGUUUCCCCAGAGAUAAGGGAUUUUUUUUCUUCUGGGAAAUACUUAGCGUGUACAGCCUGCACUCAGGGUCCCCGUUUUCCCAGAAAAAUGAUAAAAAGAUGAAUCGCCGCUCCCGAUCCCUCGAUGCCACCUCGUGCCUCCUCGAGCUCUUCUUUUGCAGCAGAAGCAGCACGAGAGCUUCGGCCCUGACGGUGAUCCUCGACCUUGACGUCGCCAGCCACGGCCUCCCCCAUCAGGCUGACCCUUAGGAAAAAGCUUGUUUCUCCCCUUCGGCCUCUUACUCAUCAAGCCCAAAAAAGACUCCACCACACAGGAUAGGUUUUUUGAAGCUCCCGUCACUCCGCACCACCAUCGUCGAGACCGUCAGCUGCUCGCCCCCAAGCCGAAUACCCUUAUCCAACACCACACCCCGACUCACCUGGUAGAGAAUCGGACAUCAUGGGUUGGAAAGACAACAUCAACCAACGGGUUGCCGCCAGCUCGGUUGGCUACUGGUUUCAGUUGGAAGGAUCUGGACAUCCCAAGGAAAGAAAGGGGUCCCAGUUCCUCACCGAGUUCCGUGCCGGCCUUGCGACUUUCUUCGCCAUGGCCUACAUCAUCGCCGUCAACGCCAACAUCGUUGCCGACAGCGGCGGUACUUGCGUCUGCUCCAACGGACCCAACAGUGCAGAUCCCUACUGCAAGAUCACCAACACCUCCUCACCUCUGUUCAACCUUGAUUACCAGCUCUGCAAGACCGAGAUCAAGAAGGACUUGAUCACUGCCACUGCUGCUACUUCUGCCAUGGGAACCUUUUUCAUGGGUCUGCUCGCCAACCUGCCAGUCGGUAUUGCUCCUGGUAUGGGUUUGAACGCCUACUUUGCCUACACCGUCGUCGGUUUCAACGGCGAAAACAGUGUUCCCUUCCAAACCGCUCUCACGGCUAUCUUCAUUGAAGGAUUCAUCUUCUUCGCUCUCGCUCUCCUCGGCAUGCGCCAAUGGCUCGCUCGCGCCAUCCCUCGCUGCAUCAAGCUCGCCACCUCUGUCGGUAUCGGUCUGUUCUUGACAAUCAUCGGUUUGACUUACGCUCAAGGUAUCGGUCUCGUCCUGCCCGGACAGGCCGUGCCCAUUCAGCUUGCCGGCUGUCUCGAGGCUGACAUUGCGGACGGCAAAUGCCCCGACAGCGUCAAGAUGCGCAGCCCCAUGAUGUGGAUCGGCAUCUUCUGCGGCGGUGUCUUCACAGCUAUGCUCAUGCUCUACCGCGUCAAGGGCGCCAUCAUCGCCGGUAUCAUUCUCGUGUCCAUCAUCUCUUGGCCCCGUGGCACCCCCGUCACCUACUUCCCCUACACCGAGCUCGGCACCAACAACUUCAACUUCUUCAAGAAGGUUGUCGACUUUCACCCUAUCCAGAACGUGCUGAACGUGGUCGACUUCAACAUCUCGGGUGCGGACGGAGGUGCUUUUGGCCUCGCCCUCAUCACGUUCUUGUACGUCGACAUCCUGGACACCACGGGUACGUUGUAUUCGAUGGCUCGUUACGCCAGCCUCGUCGACCCCGUCACCCAGGACUUUGAGGGCUCCACCAUCGCUUACAUGGUCGACUCGAUCACCAUUGUCAUCGGCGCCAUCUUGGGCACCCCUCCCGUCACCGCCUUUGUCGAGUCCGGCGCCGGUAUCGGAGAAGGCGGCAAGACCGGCCUCACGGCCAUGUGGACAGGUCUCUGCUUCUUCAUCUCCAUCUUCUUCGCCCCCAUCUUUGCGUCCAUCCCGCCCUGGGCCACCGGCUGCGUGCUCGUCCUCGUCGGGUCCAUGAUGGUGCAAGCCGUUGUGGACAUCAACUGGAAGUACAUUGGUGACGCCGUGCCAGCCUUCAUCUGCAUCGCCAUCAUGCCCUUCACCUACUCCAUCGCUGACGGUCUGAUCGCGGGCAUCUGCCUGUACAUCCUGAUCAACUCGCUUGUUUGGAUCAUCGCCAAGGCUUCCGGCGGCAGGAUUGUGCCGCCCAACUUUGAGGAGAAGGAGCCCUGGAGCUGGAGCCAGACUGGGGGUGUCAUCCCUCCCUGGAUGAAGAGGUUGGCGAGCGGCAAGAAGGAUUUCUGGAGAAAGGAGCACGAGAUUCCCGGCAGCCCUGCUUCCACCGAGGGGGUGACGGAGAAGAUUGAGGGAAAGGAUGCUGGGAGCGACAAGGGGGUGAAUGCUGUUGCUGGCGAGGGCAAGCCUGAGAAGGUUGCGUAAACCC